Ruditapes philippinarum (Manila clam) is the source of this 1768-nucleotide messenger RNA. RefSeq names its product zinc finger protein SNAI2-like. The record is from RefSeq and is a predicted model, not a curated record. Lineage: Eukaryota; Metazoa; Mollusca; Bivalvia; Venerida; Veneridae. Gene Ontology annotation, molecular function: RNA polymerase II cis-regulatory region sequence-specific DNA binding; DNA-binding transcription factor activity. Bases 407 to 1600 code for a protein of 397 amino acids. The transcript has 2 exons. Gene Ontology annotation, biological process: regulation of transcription by RNA polymerase II.
CGGUAAUUGGAUUUGAAGAAGGGCGUGAAUAGGGGCGUGGUUUAUCUGUAAAUAGCAAUAAUCCAAUCAUAUGGUACCGUAUAAUGAGUUUUUGAUUGACUAUCGGACACGGCUGUACGCACAAGUGGCUUUACAAGUUUCACCUAAGGUCACGUGGGGUGACAAAUUAGGUGUCACGUGGCAUAUUAGCACCGCCUACCGUGAAAUAAAAUAGAUAUUUUCAUCUGUCACAGGUAAAUGAAAAGAAACCCAAAGUUUCAUUUAGAAUGAUAGCUUAUUUUUAUUGCACUGUAACGAAACCUUAACUUUGGCUCAUCGUUUCCUAUUCAUAAAAGUCAUAGAGGACCCUAACUUUUGGAAGGAUAUAUUUGGAAAACUUCGGCAUUUAUUUGAGUGAAACUUAAGAAUGUUUCCACCACAUAUUGGUGCCCCUGGGAUAUGUGAUGUUCAAGGUGUAAGACUACCGGCUGAAUACAGGAGACAAUUGCCUGCACCACAGCCAGCUCGCCAUCCACUUCCGGCACAUUCAAGGGCCACUGAUGUACGAACUGGUUUAAUGAACUUUCCAGUAAACGCCGGUUUUCAUCCAUUACCCGUUUUAUCUUUGCCUCCAAUUCAGAACCCGUCGUCUGCCGUAGCGAUUCCAACUCCGUUAAUACCAUAUCCCACAAUGCCUUUUGGACCAUUUAGCGUCGGAAGCCAGGCGCAAGAACUUCAAAAUUUAAAUCUUAUACAUUCGCUUAGCCGGGCAAACACAGGAGCUAUGGAAUCACAGAAAUUAAAAACUCCUAUCAAUAGAAAUUACUUAGAGCUCGCUAUGCUCGUCUGCAACACUUUCCGCGGGAAACUGUUUCCUUGCCCACACUGUCGUUAUGUUACGGAUCGCAGAAACAAUUUAAAACGCCAUAUUUCUACAAUGCACCAAACUUGUGACAAACUGCUCGAAUGUUGUGGGGUCAGUUUCAGUACUAAAGCCUCUCUUCGAGAGCACAUCAUGAUAUUUCAUCAUAACGGGUACUCGUGUCCUUACUGCGGCAGACGAUUUUGCCGGAAGGCUCUACUGAAGCGCCACCUAUCGGUACACAGCGGUCAGAAAGAUUACACAUGCCCACAUUGCGACUACGCAACUAGUCAUAAAAGCAACCUUGAGCGACAUAAACGUAUACACGAAAGACUUAAACUUGGUGAAGACGGAUCUAUUUUUGGGUGUACUGACUUUUCAAAUCAUCAGACGCAGAGUCCGGACACGACCGACAACUCUUUCAGCGAAACCGACUUAAAGGGCGACAACUGCGUAGAUCUUGAUUCGUCGGAUGAAUGUUCGUCCGAUAUCGACGUGACUGAAGAUAGUUUUGAUGAAGAAAACAAACUGACAAAUUACCCAAUAUAUAUACCAAAACAACCAGCGUGUAGUGUAAACAAAACGAACCUGUUUAAAGGAAACAUUGACGUGCAUCAAGAUCAUACAGCACAAAGUCUUGAGUUAUGCCACAAACAAAAUGAAAGAAGAGUGAAAAUAGAAACUGUCACGCAUAAUAAUUGCCAAGAGCAAAACGUAUGCGAACCUCUAGAUUUACAAGUCACAUCAAAUGUUCAAUAACUGUUUUAUUUGUUAAGUGUUUUAUACUAUUUAUUGAUCUUUUAUCUGUUUCACUUUUUAUAUUUACAAAUAGUGCUUGAUUUUGUUGCAAUAUUUCAGUCACAUCGUAUUCAGUAUACAUACAUGUAUUUAAUUUAACAAAGUUUGGAGAAUGAAGAAAUACAUAUG